Zerene cesonia (dogface butterfly) is the source of this 984-nucleotide messenger RNA. It is a transcript of the gene Rab8, whose product is annotated as ras-related protein Rab-8A. The coding region runs from base 84 to 722 and encodes 212 amino acids. Gene Ontology annotation, molecular function: GTP binding; GTPase activity. Gene Ontology annotation, cellular component: endosome; synaptic vesicle; plasma membrane. NCBI's taxonomy places the organism in Eukaryota, Metazoa, Arthropoda, Insecta, Lepidoptera, Pieridae. The transcript has 6 exons. Gene Ontology annotation, biological process: protein secretion; regulation of exocytosis; protein localization to plasma membrane. The record is from RefSeq and is a predicted model, not a curated record.
GACUCCAACACAGCAACACUAGCGAUUACUCAAAAAUGCCAAAUGAAUGGCCGUGUAUUCUGUAAUCAGAUUGUUGUAAAAAAAUGGCAAAAACUUACGAUUAUUUAUUUAAAUUGCUUCUCAUAGGUGAUUCAGGAGUCGGAAAAACAUCUAUAUUAUUUAGAUUUUCAGAAGAUGCCUUCAAUAUCUCAUUUAUAUCCACUAUUGGCAUUGACUUCAAAAUACGAACAAUUGAUCUUGAUGGUAAAAAAGUAAAAUUACAAAUAUGGGAUACGGCCGGUCAAGAAAGAUUCCGCACGAUAACAACAGCUUAUUAUCGAGGAUCCAUGGGAAUAAUGCUUGUAUAUGAUGUUACAAAUGAGAAGAGUUUUGAAAACAUAAAAAAUUGGAUAAGAAACAUAGAGGAAAAUGCAAGUGCAGAUGUUGAAAAGAUGAUUCUUGGCAAUAAGUGUGAUUUAGACGCAAAACGACAGGUCUCUAAGGAAAGGGGAGAACAAUUAGCAAUAGAGUAUCAAAUAAAAUUUGUAGAAACAUCAGCAAAGGAUUCGUUAAAUGUGGAAUACGCUUUUUAUACACUAGCAAGGGAUAUCAAAGCCAAGAUGGAGAAGAAGCAGAAGGAGGCGAGCAACCCACCCGGUGGCAGAGGCGGCACCCACCAAUUGAAAGCAACAGACCAGCAGCGCAAGCCCACCUCGUGGCUGUCUCGUUGCUCCAUCCUCUGACGAUGCACAGUCCUGCCUGAACACCCGCGCCAAUUACUCCUCUAUUAAGUGAAUAUGGGUCGCAACCCCUACACUAUUUUUCGACCUAUUUUUAACUGGUGCACUCCUUAUGGAGAUCAGACUUGCUUUUGUAUUUUUAUAUCCAAUAUCCUUCUUUUCGAGGUGUUAAAUUGUGGAUAUGUUGCAAUGAUAUCUAGAAUAAUUUGUGACGAAAGGUCAUAUCAUUUUAAAUACAUCAAUGAAUAGUAUUUUCUUUCCAGUU